CCGCGCUCCCCUCUCAGGCUCAGUGCGCUCCUAUCCUCUGUGCUGUGUGGUCGUGCGUCCACCGCGCCGGAUUGUGCUGCUCGUAGUUGCGACUCGAAUUGCAAAUUCUGUACCGUUCAAUUCUCUUCUGUUAAUUUGUGUCGUGUUCAGUUUUUGUUUCCUUUGGAUCAAAAAUAGUGUUUGGUUUUUUGUGUUUAAUUUGUGAUGUAGUGGAUUUAUUUCCGUUUCGCUUUACGCUCGCCACUUUUAUUGUAAUUAUUUCUAAUUGUGGUUACCGUGUUGGGUCGCGUGUUCCGACGAUGGCUCUGUUGCGUUUGACAUUGGUACUCGCGUUGUUGGCGGGUGCCUGUUGUUACGAGGCGACUCACCACAGGCACAGGCACUCUAGGAGUCACUCAUCGGAGUACAACCUGGACCGCCUCAUGAACCGCCUGGACAGCCACUCCGGGUCGAUGUCCACCAGACCGACGGAGAGCGCCAAGCUGAAGGACGUCUUCGACGACUUCGACGAGGAGCCGGUCACGGAGUCGCCGGCGGAGCCGGCGAACUCCCUCUGGGACGACGACUCCCUCGAAGGCACCAGCACCCUGUCGCCCCUGGACAGCGAGCGCUGGGCGAAGAUCCUCAGUGGGAAGUUGGAACGGGAUAAGCACAAGGAGGAGAUAGAGGAUGCCGAGGACGAGUUGGAGGAGAGGAGUGAGGAGGAGGAAGGCUUUGAGGAUGACCUGGACCACGAGCAAGAGCAGGCGGACUCUUACAGACCUUGGAAUCCCCGAGGAGGAGAUUCUUACACGAGUUGGAAAUGGGACAACAUGGGCAACAGGAAGUCUGUAGAUAACCUGUUUCAAGUGUACAGAUCCGGGCUACUCAGACCUGAUUCCCCCAACAAGGAGACACAAGCUCAGUACGAAGUGUACAGACACAACAAGCAGAUGUCUCGCGAGACGCUGUGCCGGGUACCAAGACCCAAGGUGAUCAGAGUCUCAGAUGUGUACCCCAGUUCCUCCUAACUGGCAUAAAUUGUUACAGAUUCCCCCAACAAGGAGACACAAGCUCAGUACGAAGUGUACAGACACAACAAGCAGAUGUCUCGCGAGACGCUGUGUCGGGUACCAAGACCCAAGGUGAUCAGAGUCUCAGAUGUGUACCCCAGUUCCUCCUAACUGGCAUAAAUUGUUACAGAUUCCCCCAACAAGGAGACACAAGCUCAGUACGAAGUGUACAGACACAACAAGCAGAUGUCUCGCGAGACGCUGUGCCGGGUACCAAGACCCAAGGUGAUCAGAGUCUCAGAUGUGUACCCCAGUACCUCCUAACUGGCAUCAAUUGUUACAGAUUCCCCCAACAAGGAGACACAAGCUCAGUACGAAGUGUACAGACACAACAAGCAGAUGUCUCGCGAGACGCUGUGCCGGGUACCAAGACCCAAGGUGAUCAGAGUCUCAGAUGUGUACCCCAGUUCCUCCUAACUGGCAUAAAUUGUUACAGAUUCCCCCAACAAGGAGACACAAGCUCAGUACGAAGUGUACAGACACAACAAGCAGAUGUCUCGCGAGACGCUGUGCCGGGUACCAAGACCCAAGGUGAUCAGAGUCUCAGAUGUGUACCCCAGCACCUCCUAACUGACAUAAAUUGUUACAGAUUCCCCCAACAAGGAGACACAAGCUCAGUACGAAGUGUACAGACACAACAAGCAGAUGUCCCGUGAGACGCUGUGCCGGGUACCAAGACCCAAGGUAAUCAGAGUCUCAGAUGUGUACCCCAGUUCCUCCUAACUGGUAUAAAUUGUUACAGAUUCCCCCAACAAGGAGACACAAGCUCAGUACGAAGUGUACAGACACAACAAGCAGAUGUCUCGCGAGACGCUGUGCCGGGUACCAAGACCCAAGGUGAUCAGAGUCUCAGAUGUGUACCCCAGUACCUCCUAACUGGCAUAAAUUGUUACAGAUUCCCCCAACAAGGAGACACAAGCUCAGUACGAAGUGUACAGACACAACAAGCAGAUGUCUCGCGAGACGCUGUGCCGGGUACCAAGACCCAAGGUAAUCAGAGUCUCAGAUGUGUACCCCAGUUCCUCCUAACUG
This is a messenger RNA of Homalodisca vitripennis (glassy-winged sharpshooter), 2084 nucleotides long. RefSeq lists its product as uncharacterized. Bases 300 to 1010 code for a protein of 236 amino acids. The record is from RefSeq and is a predicted model, not a curated record. Lineage: Eukaryota; Metazoa; Arthropoda; Insecta; Hemiptera; Cicadellidae. The transcript has 3 exons.